Dryobates pubescens (Downy woodpecker) is the source of this 936-nucleotide messenger RNA. It is a transcript of the gene SDR16C5, whose product is annotated as short chain dehydrogenase/reductase family 16C member 5. Gene Ontology annotation, cellular component: lipid droplet. Gene Ontology annotation, molecular function: oxidoreductase activity, acting on the CH-OH group of donors, NAD or NADP as acceptor. Lineage: Eukaryota; Metazoa; Chordata; Aves; Piciformes; Picidae. The coding region runs from base 1 to 936 and encodes 311 amino acids. The record is from RefSeq and is a predicted model, not a curated record. The transcript has 6 exons.
AUGUUCAACUGCAGAAGCCUCCUGAAGGUCCUAAGGCUCCUGAAACUGCUCCUCUUUCAACUUUUUGAGAAGUUGAUCUUGUUAAUAAGACCUCGGCGCAAAAAGUCCUUCAUAGGGGAAGUUGUGCUUAUUACUGGCUCUGCAAAUGGGAUUGGCAGGCAGAUUGUCUUAAAAUUCGCUCCAAUGGCAGCAACCUUGGUUCUCUGGGACAUUGAUGAUGAAGGCAACGAAGAAACAAGCAAAUUAGCCCAACAGCUUGGAGCUAGAAGAGUGUUUACCUACCACUGCGACUGCAGCAGCAAGGAGGAGGUCUAUAAACAGGCAGACAAGGUUAGAGAAGAGAUUGGGGAUGUCACUAUUCUAAUCAAUAAUGCUGGCAUAGCAGUUGGGAAGAAGUUCCUUGAGCUUUCAGAUGAAGAAUUUGAAAAGACUAUAAGAGUCAACUUCCUCUCUCAAGUCUGGACUUGCAAGACCUUUCUUCCAGCCAUGAUGGCCCAAAACCAUGGGCACCUGGUCACCACAGACAGUGCAGCACUGAUGGGAGUCUACAGAUUUUCAGAUUAUUCUGCCAGUAAAUAUGCAACCCUGGGGAUGAUGGAGGCCAUAAACUGGGAAGUGUCUCGUGCAGGAAAAGAUGGCAUCAAAACCACGAUUGUUUGCCCCUAUUUUGUAAAUACAGCACUAGCUAGAGGUUUUGAAAGCAAGUGCCCUCUUCUCCUUCCUGUUUAUGAACCAGAGCACGUGGCUGGCACGAUCAUGGAUGCCAUCCAGAAGGACAAGUUUUAUGUAAUGCUGCCUCCAACUCUACACAUUGCAGGUUUCAAAAUGUUACUUCCCAGAAAAAUAAUACUGUUCCUGCUGUCCUGUCUGAAGAUAGCUGAGAGCAUGGACAGAGCCUAUGGUCGGAAGAAAAAAGAUGGAACCAAAAAAAUCUGA